AUGGCAUUUCGUUUGCUACGUUUGCAUGGAUACAACGUUUCUUCAGAUGCAUUUGAUCGGUUCUCAGAAGACAGAUUUUACAAUUCUCUUCUGGGUUAUUUGAGGGAUGUCGAGGCUGUUUUGGAGUUACGUAAGGCUUCUCAUAUAGUUUUGCAUUCAAAUGAUUUAGUUUUGGAGGAACUAAACUCUUGGACACAACACUUCCUUGAGGAAUAUUUGUCCUCUUCCUCAAAAAAUGCUUACAAGCUGCCUUCUAAUCAUAUUGACCACGAGGUACCUUUUGCUAUGCGUUUUCCUCAUCAUGCUUAUUUGGAUUUCAUUUUAAACCGAAGAUCUAUAGAGCAUUACGACGCCCAUCAAAAGAGAAUUUUGAAAUCUUCAUAUUGUUCUAUGAAUCUCCCCAACAAAGAAUUCCUCAAAUUGGGAGUAGACAACUUCAAUCACUCUCAACUAUUAUUUCUUGAAGAAUUCAACCUGUUCAACAAGUGGUUUAUGGAGAGUGGAUUGGAGAAACUACAUUUUCCAAUCUCAAAAGCAAAAGCUGCCUAUUCCUUCUUGACUGUUGCAGCAACACUGACCUCCCCAGAACUUCGCGAAGCACGCCUGACAUGGGCAAAGCAAAGCUUGUUGGGAUGUGUGGUUGAUGAUUUCUUUGAUGUUUGGGGUACUGAAGAUGAACACAUCAACCUUAUUCAGUUAAUGGAGAAGUACGGUCUUUAUUAUGCGUUUGGAACAUUGGAUUGCAAGUGGGAUGCAGAUGUCGACAAAGAAAGUUGUUCUGAGACGGUGAAGAUAAUAUUCUUAGCACUAAAGAAAACAAUUUAUGAGAUUGCAGCCGAAGCAUAUGAAGUUCAAGGACGGAGUGUGUUGAACCACUUGAUUCAGAUCACGUUGGAUUUACUACGAUAUGAGUUAAAAGAAGCGGAAUGGUGCAGAAACAAGUGUGUGCCAGGUAUAGAAGAAUAUGAGCGCAAUGGAAUUAUAUCAAUGGCCUUGGGACCAAUUAUUAUCCCCGUAAUGUACCUUAUUGGACCUAAGCUUUCACAGUCUGUCAUUGAAAGUGAUGAAUACAAUUACCUCUUUGAGCUUGUUAGUAUUUAUGGGCGAUACCUCAAUGAUGUUAAUGGCUACCAGAGGGAAAAAGAAGAAGGGAAAUUUAUCAACUCCAUAAGCUUGCGCCUGAUUCAUGGCCGUGGGGAAGAACGUGAAGAAGAGAUCAUAAAGAAGAUACAGAGUAAAAUAGAGGACAGGAGAAAAGAGCUGGUGAGAUUGGUAUCAAAGGAAGAAGGAAGCAAAAUGCCAAGAGAAGUGAGGGAUGUGAAUUGGAAAAUGAGCAGAUCACUUCACCUCAUUUAUAAGAAAGAAGAUGUGAUUCAUGCGAAGGAGAUGCCAAAUGAGGUGCUCAACAUCAGAGAUAUAGUUCUCAACAGUCCCAUUAUUUUAGAUUCAUAGAUCACUCGGAGGAUUCCAAAUUCCCUCAUUUGAUUGGAAAUUAAUUUCCAACGAGAUCGUGCCUCAAGAACAAUGAUAGAGAGAGGAGAGACUUGUAGGGGUUUUGCACCCUAAAAGCUUUGUUUGAUGUUUUUAUAUCUUUGGCCCCUCGAAUUUUAUACAAACUUUUUAAUUUAUCAUGGAAGUGAUAUAUAUAUAUAUAUAUAUAUUUG
This is a messenger RNA of Neltuma alba, 1664 nucleotides long. RefSeq names its product ent-kaur-16-ene synthase, chloroplastic-like. The record is from RefSeq and is a predicted model, not a curated record. Lineage: Eukaryota; Viridiplantae; Streptophyta; Magnoliopsida; Fabales; Fabaceae. Bases 1 to 1452 code for a protein of 483 amino acids. Gene Ontology annotation, molecular function: magnesium ion binding; terpene synthase activity. Gene Ontology annotation, cellular component: chloroplast. Gene Ontology annotation, biological process: gibberellin biosynthetic process. The transcript is spliced from 8 exons.